Daucus carota subsp. sativus is the source of this 1038-nucleotide messenger RNA. RefSeq lists its product as uncharacterized. The transcript is spliced from 3 exons. NCBI's taxonomy places the organism in Eukaryota, Viridiplantae, Streptophyta, Magnoliopsida, Apiales, Apiaceae. The coding region runs from base 195 to 827 and encodes 210 amino acids. The record is from RefSeq and is a predicted model, not a curated record.
GAGAUGAUGUGCGCUAAUAGUCUAAAUUGAAACACUCCACACAUAGCUAGUGCCAUUGUUCCUAACUCUACAGUAGCUUAACUUUGUGUAUAUAAGGAGCUUCUCUAGAGAUGAUAAUUCACAACCAUCUCAACUUACACAAAUACAAGCCAACCUAGCUAGCAGCUUGCGCGCUAUAUAUAUAUAUAUCUCCAAUGGCGGCUUCUUUUAAUUGUGCCUUGAGGAUUUUCGCAGUUUCUGCACUUGCAUUUGCUUUCUGCAUUCAAGGAACCUUCGGGAGCAUAGCGUGUGAGGAUCUGAGCAAAGAGUCAUGUGCAUACGCGAUAUCUUCGAGCGGGAAGCGGUGUGUGCUGGAGCAGCGUGUGCGUAGAAGUGGGGAGGAAGCUUUUACUUGCGGUACGUCGGAGAUUGAGGCUGAUAAGCUCAAGGAUUGGAUUGAAAGCGACGAAUGUAUCCGUGCAUGCGGUUUGGAAAGAAGCGUUCUUGGAAUCUCGUCGGACUCUCUCCUCGAGCCACACUUCGCCAGGAAGCUCUGCUCUGCUCAGUGCUACAACAAUUGCCCUAACAUCAUCGACCUUUACUUCAAUCUUGCUGCUGGUGAAGGAUUAUUUCUACCAAAAUUCUGUGCAUCUCGAGGAAGGAGAACACGACGUGGAAUGAGCGAGCUGAUCAGAAGCUCCGGAAGUGUUGCAGCAGGGCCGGUGAGUGCUGGUAAGUUCAUGGUGGCGGAUGGACCCGAAGCUGUGGAGUUUAUGGAUGAGGAGGCAGAAGCACCGGCUGCAGACAACAUGUGGAUGGAGGAAGAAGCGGAGGCUCCAGCAUUUUGAUACAUCAAGGGAUGAAAAUACUGAAGGUGUUGUAAUAAGGAAUAUUUUGGGAUUCCAGUUUGGCCCGACUUGUUUUGGUUGUGUGCUGUAGUAAAAUCUGUGUUUCUGAGUUGGUUUCACAUAUGUAUUUCAGCUUAAUUGAACAUAAUCCAGUGAAUCAAUAUGAAAUAUAUGUGUUGGCUUAGCUACUCAUAUCGUUACAUUUUUUUUC